GAGCUACAAUGCGAGUCGGCCGGCAGGAAGCACAAAUUCACCAAAUGACAGGAAGCUUUUUGAAAUAACUAACGCUAUAAAACCCAGAGACACCCUCAGCUGGAACGCAGAGGAGCCACCUGCCGACAUUGGGACUAAACCGAGGUCUAAUUUGAUCUCCAUCCUCGUAUCAAAGGGACUCGUUCGCCUCCUGCCGUACUCACCCAUAAAGUCAGCAGUUGUCUGGCAGAUGGAGAAACAGGCCGGAGCUGCCGGAGCGGCAGACGGAGCUUUGCCAAACAGAAAGCCCAGAGCCCCGCCGACUUGCGCACCGGCCACGGGUGACACCCUGGACAGUCCAACAGGUUCUCAUGUGGAGUGGUGUAAACAGCUGAUAGCAGCCACAAUCUCCAGUCAGAUCUCCGGAUCAGUCCCAUCUGACAUUGCCAGGGAUAACAAGGUUAGGAGAAGACCGGUUCUCAUGCAAGAUUCACAAGAGGAAGUGCUUUGUUACCAUGGAGAUAUCUAUUCUGAGCUUCCCUCCAGUGCUUCGAACCUUCCAGCUUUGAGAUACGGGGCGCCGGUCACAAUGUUCCAGAACCAGGUUCCUCUGCUCCCAGGAGAGACCGUCCAGACCACCGUGAAGGAUGUGAUGUACAUCUGUCCCUUCAGUGGUCUGGUUAAUGGAACCCUGACCAUCACAGACUACAAGCUCUACUUCACCAGCGUGGAACGGGAGUGUCCAUUUGUUCUCGACGUGAACCUGGGAGUCAUCAGCAGACUGGAGACCAUCAGUGUUCCCAACCAGGGAGAGAACACCAAAGGACUGGAGCUGGUGUGCAAGGACAUGAGGAGUCCCAGGUUUGCCUACAAGACGGAGGAAAGUCAUCCGGACGUGGUGGAGCUGCUGUCCAAACAUGCCUUCCCCCUCUCCCACAGUCUGCCGUUGUUUGCCUUCCUGUACAAGGAGCAGUUCCCCGUGGACGGAUGGAAGGUGUACGAGCCGACGGCAGAGUACAGGCGUCUGGGUCUCCCUAAUGAGAGCUGGGCCUUCAGUAAGAUGAACAGCAACUACGAGCUGUGUGACACGUAUCCCUCCAUCCUGGUCAUCCCCACCCACAUCGCAGAUGACGACGUGAGGCGAGUGGCUGUGUUCAGAGCCAGGCAUCGCAUACCGGUCCUGUCCUGGAUCCAUCCAGAGACUCAGGCCACCAUCGUGCGCUGCAGCCAGCCGUUAGUCGGCCCGUCAGACCGCCGCUGCAAAGAGGACGAGCGCUUCCUCCAAAUAAUCAUGGACGCCAACGCCCAGUCCCACAAGCUCACCAUCUUUGACGCCCGCCAGAGCAGCGUGGCGGUCACCAACAAGGCGAAGGACGGAGGGUACGAGAGCGAGAGCGUCUACCCAAACGUGGAGCUGAACUUCCUGGAGAUCCCCAACAUCCACGUGAUGAGGGAGUCUCUGAGGAAGAUGAAGGACGUGGUUUACCCCACCAUCGACGAGGCCCACUGGCACUCGGCUAUCGACCAGACGCACUGGCUGGAGUACAUCCGGCUGUUGUUGGCAGGAGCAGCAAAGAUAGCCGACAAGCUGGAGUCGGCGAAGACGUCGGUGGUGGUGCACUGCAGCGACGGCUGGGACCGGACCGCUCAGCUCACCUCUCUGGCGAUGCUGAUGCUGGACAGUCACUACCGCACGCUGCGAGGGUUCCAGGUUCUGGUGGAGAAGGAGUGGGUCAGCUUCGGACACAAGUUUGCCGCUCGCGUGGGUCACGGCGAUGAGAACCACGCCAACUCGGAGCGCUCGCCUCUCUUCGUCCAGUUUAUCGACUGCGUUUGGCAGAUGACUCGACAGUUCCCAGCAGCCUUUGAGUUCAACGAGCUGUUCCUGAUCACCGUGCUGGACCACCUCUAUAGUUGUCUGUUUGGUACGUUCCUGUACAGCAGCGAACAGGAGAGGGCGGCUAAGGAGGUGCAGACCAGCACCGUGUCACUCUGGUCCUACAUUAACAGCCAGCCGGAGGACUUCACCAACCCCUUCUACGUGGACUAUGAGCACCACGUGCUGUGCCCGCUGGUUUCCUCCAGACACCUGGAGCUGUGGACGGGCUACUACGCCCGUUGGAACCCGCGCAUGAGACCACAGGUGCCGGUGCACCAGACGCUGAAGGAGCUUCUGUUCUUAAGAGCAGAGCUGCAGAGGAGGGUGGAGGAGCUGAAGAGAGACGCCACCUCCCGCUCCUCAUCUUCCUUCUCUGAACAUUCCCCUUCACACGCCGCGGGAACUCCUCUGCAUUCUGCUGUCUGACAAACACACACACAGUUUAAUGUGUGUUUCAGACCAAUUACUACAAGGUGAUGUUUACAAUGGGAAGGAGGCUUUACAAAAACAUUUACAUUUUUUUAAUAUUCUUAAAUACAAUUUUAGCAAAGUGAAAUAACGUUACCACAUGUCAGUUUCAAAAGUAUUACAUCUGUACGGAGCUGCUAAAGGGAGGAUGGAGAAAAAGGACAGAAAUAUGAAAACUGGACACUGAAUAUGAUUAUUUUAAUAUUUAACAAACCACAAUAUUAUACAAUUUAAUAAUUAUUAGUAACUGAAGUCUCAGAGCUACCGAGCGCUAGUUAGCUACAGACAAUUCAGUGCCCCAUAUCUUUAUUUUCCGGGCUCCGAUCGCUGACUCCAAAUGAGAGGAAACAACUGAUCCUUUUAUAGUCCUCUUAGAGGCUCCAUAGAAACGAGCCGCACACAAAGCUGUGCUCUGCCUGUUUCAUAUUAUUGAGAAAGUAAAUCUCCUAAUAAAUAAAUCGUGGAUGCCAGCAUCACCGUUCCUGUAGGAAUCUCCCCGCUCUGUCAGAGGGGCCAUUGAGAGCUGAACUUCCACCACCUGCAGACUCGCUCACACGUUCUCCUCCUCCACUUUGUCAUGUGACUGAUGCCACCGUCACAUUUUUUAGGUGGAAGAACUAAAUAUACAAAGAUCAUAUUUUUUGAUAUUUCAUCGAUAUCCCUCACUUGCUGCUUGUUUUCUGUAUUUGUAUAUAAAAGUAUUUUUUAUUUAAAUAUUUUCUCUUUAUGUUGCCUUUCCAUGUAUCAACCUUGUUACUGGUACCCCCCCCCCCCCGCCCCCUUAACAACUUGUACUGUAAAUCAUUUUCACAAAGGAGCCACUCACUCACGCGCAGACAUGUAGAGCAGCCCAGACUAGUUAGAAAAGCAAACACCGUUUUAUCUGAAUGCUAUUUAACCUAUUUACACACUCUACCUGUGGCAUGUGAUACAGUAAAACUUUUUUCAAUUCUUUUUUGUACGUAACGUGUCUAACGAGUGAUGAGCUAAACCUCCAAAGUGAGCCAUAAUCACUUCUGACAUUUCAUUUUAAAAAAAAUAAAAAAGUAAGAAUUCAAAUCUGCA
This is a messenger RNA of Gasterosteus aculeatus aculeatus (three-spined stickleback), 3391 nucleotides long. RefSeq names its product myotubularin related protein 1a (gene mtmr1a). Gene Ontology annotation, cellular component: membrane; cytoplasm. NCBI's taxonomy places the organism in Eukaryota, Metazoa, Chordata, Actinopteri, Perciformes, Gasterosteidae. Gene Ontology annotation, biological process: phosphatidylinositol dephosphorylation. Gene Ontology annotation, molecular function: phosphatidylinositol-3,5-bisphosphate 3-phosphatase activity; phosphatidylinositol-3-phosphate phosphatase activity. The record is from RefSeq and is a predicted model, not a curated record.